AUGUCGCUCGGACAGGACAAGCCGUUGGCCGAAUCCGUGGCUGCGCCGGAGGCCAAAGAGGAAGACGAGGAGUCUCGAACUACGGACCUUCCUUUGGAGGAGCUGGCGAAGAGCGAAGGUAGCGGUGAGGCCGAGACGGUCGAGCCCGUCGCCGAGCAGGGCGGUAGCAUGGAAGUCGACACGGCAGCAGCCGAGGACGACGACAGCUCUGUGGAGCAGUCGGUUACUGUGCGCUUGCCUGUCACACGAGUCGGUGGGGAGGAAGAGGAAGAGUUCUUGAAGAAGGCUGCCAUUUCCCAGAUGGAGUCCGCUCGCCUUCAGGAGAAGGGCAAGGGCAAAGGCUACGGCAAGGGCCACGGCAAGUCCCAAAAAGGCGGCAAGGACGGAAAGGGCAAGAGCAAGGAUGGCAAGGGAAAAUCCGGCAAAGGCAAAGCAGGAAAAGGCAAGGGGCGGAAAGGUGGCAAACACUGA
Molecule: messenger RNA, 471 nt
Organism: Symbiodinium sp. CCMP2456
Lineage: Eukaryota; Dinophyceae; Suessiales; Symbiodiniaceae
Source: the annotation of a GenBank genome assembly